Messenger RNA from Panicum virgatum (switchgrass), 1339 nucleotides. Its product is annotated as zinc finger BED domain-containing protein RICESLEEPER 1-like. The transcript has 3 exons. Gene Ontology annotation, molecular function: DNA binding; protein dimerization activity. The record is from RefSeq and is a predicted model, not a curated record. NCBI's taxonomy places the organism in Eukaryota, Viridiplantae, Streptophyta, Magnoliopsida, Poales, Poaceae. The coding region runs from base 60 to 965 and encodes 301 amino acids.
AUGCUCCUAAUUUAUCUCUCAAAGCUGAUGUCCCAACUAGAUGGAAUUCUACUUUUCUUAUGCUUGAAAGAGCUAUGGAAUUCCGUUAUGCUUUUGACAGAUUGCAUGAAUGUGAUAGCUCCUACAAGUUCUUACCUUCCAAUGAGGACUGGCAGCAUACUAAGUGUGUAGUAGAUUGCCUCAAGGUCUUUUAUGAGGUUACAAAAAGAGUUUCAGGUACAAAAUAUCCCACUUUAAGUCUGUACUUCAAUGAUUUCUGUGGAAUUUAUCUUCUUCUCCAGGAGUGGCAGUUCGGUGUUGAUACAUUUGUCGCAUCAAUGGCUGUACCAAUGGUGGAUAAGUUUGAGAAAUAUUGGGACAUUGCAAAUAAAUUAUUAAAAAUUGCAACAAUUCUUGACCCACGCUACAAAAUGAAAUCCAUUGAGUACUACUAUAAAUUGUUUUAUGAUCCAUUUGUGGCUGAUCUAAGAAUUGAAUCUGCAAGAAAAUCAUUCCUUGAGUUGUUUAAUGAAUAUGCAAGUCAACCCUCCCAAACAUCAUUAGAUGGUAACUCAUCAAGGAAUUUUGAGGCAGCAAUACCUAGUUCAACACAAUCAUCAUCUAGUUUGUUUGCAACUAGACUGGGACUAGAGAAGUUUAUAUAUGAGAGCAAUUCAAGUCGUCAUAGUAAAUCAGAGUUGGAGAUCUAUCUUAAAGACCCGUCUUCUCCUGGAAUUGGCAAUAGUUCUUUUGAUAUUAUGGCUUGGUGGAGGGUUAAUGGCCCAAAAUAUCCAAUCAUUUCUCGGAUGGCUCGUGAUAUAUUGAGUGUUCCACUUUCAACCGUGGCCUCUGAGUCAAUUUUCAGUUCUGCUAAGAGAAUACUUGAUGAUUAUCACUGCAACCUGCUCCCAGAAACAAUUGAGGCUAUAAUAUGUUCACAUGAUUGGCUCAAGGGUCGCAUAUCAUGUGCAUAUUUCUACUCCUAAAUAAUAUUUUUGGUACUUAUAUAUAGGCUUUCUAACAUUAUUUUAUUUCAAACAGUUGAUCCUAGAGUUGUUGAAGAUAGCAUACCUGCUUAUGAAUCAUCUGUACCAACACCAAAUGAAGAAGAUCAAACUAAUGAUGAUUAAGCAAUCAAGGAAGAAGAAGGAUGUGGUACAAUGUUUGUGGACAUUGCAAGCGGCAUGCUCUAUGUCAAGUGGCUCGGACAUGAAUCUUGCUAUGAAUUAGUUUCUGUAUGGAGAUGAGGAAUUUUUUUUUGCAAGUUUCUGAUAGCGAGAACGUCCAACCUAUAGUGUGGUUGUGGCCGCAAGAGAUGAUGGAUGAUGUAAAAGCUUACUGUUUUGCAUUUCUAUAAUAU